Molecule: messenger RNA, 822 nt
Organism: Acanthaster planci (crown-of-thorns starfish)
Lineage: Eukaryota; Metazoa; Echinodermata; Asteroidea; Valvatida; Acanthasteridae
Product: L-fucose dehydrogenase-like
Biological process (GO): steroid catabolic process
Cellular component (GO): cytosol
Molecular function (GO): estradiol 17-beta-dehydrogenase [NAD(P)+] activity
Source: RefSeq, a predicted model, not a curated record
AUGGCGAGCAGUAGUUUAAGAUAUCAGGACAAGGUUGUAUUGAUAACUGGAGGAUCUAAGGGCCUAGGGGAAGCAGCCGUUCGAGAAUUCGUCAAGGCAGGUUCAAAAGUUGCCUUCUGCGCGAGAGGGGUUGAGGUUGGCAAAGCUCUGGAGGUGGAACUCAAUAAAGUCGGUCCCGGGGAAUGCUUCUUUAUUCAGUGUGAUGUCUUUAAGGAAGACGAUAUCAAGAGAACGGUUGAACAGACAGUGGAGAAGUAUAAGCGACUGGAUUGUCUGAUUAACAAUGCUGGUUGGCAUCCCCCUGAGAUGAAGAUCGAUGACGUCACAGCCGAACAUUUCAAGUGGCUGAAUGACCUCAAUGUCAUAAAUCCUUUCAUCUUCAGCAAGCACGCUCUUCCUCACCUCCGGAAGACCAAAGGAAACAUCAUUAACAUAUCAAGUCUGGUGGCCAAAAUUGGGCAGACUCACGCCGUGCCUUACGUCACUACGAAGGGAGCCAUCGACGCCAUGACCAGAGCUAUGGCCGUCGACGAAGCACAGUAUGAAGUGCGUGUCAACACCAUCUCUCCGGGCAAUUUUUGGACACCCCUGUGGGAUGAAUUUUCCCAGGCCUCGGCCGACACCAAGGCAUUCAUACAACGAGGAGCUGAGGCGCAGCUAAUAGGUAGAUUUGGCAAGCCGGAGGAGUCAGGCAAGAUGUGCCUGUUCAUCGCUGCCGAGGCCACCUUCUGCACCGGCCACGACUUUGUGAUGUCUGGAGGGUCAGACCUAGACUACGGUUGCAAGACGCGAGUGAAGGGACGCACCAGCAUCUUUGAGUGA